AUGUCUGAAGGAAAAGAUCCAGUAAUUACUGAUAUUCUGCGGAAGAUCGAGCGUGAGCGCAACAUUGCGCUGGGAGCUAGCAAUCUGCGUAAAGAAACGUCUAAUGCGCUCGUCAUACAAAAAUGCAACACUUCCAUCAGAGAGGCCCAGAAAAACAUCGAGUAUCUGGAACAAACGUUAAAGAAAUUGCGCUUACAGAAAGUGAACUCGAAUGAUCGCUCUUCGCCCGCUGAUUCGACGCAUUCGCAGUCGGCCGAAAGUGUUUCAUCUGCAGAUGGAAACACGCAUCAUAGCAAGAAACCGAUCCAUAAACCUACGUUCACUGUCCUCGACUUACUGAAGUACGAGUGUCCGUCGCUAGGACAUAGGAUACAGUACAUGCUGCAACAGUUGGAAUUUAAAAUCCAAGUUGAGCAGCAAUAUAAAGAGGCCAACGAGAAGAUAUACAAGCUGUAUCAACUGGAAGGUGACCGGCGGAGUAUUGCAGCAGCUGCCGAUGGCUGUGUCGAAGGCGAGCGAAAGAUCCAGCUGAUGCGCAAAGCACUGAAACAGUAUCAAUCGAUGUACAUUGACAUCGAUGAGGUCGCUCGAGAGAAUGCUGUGAUCAACACGUUCAGAAAAAAUCCUUUGACAGGGACAUUAUCCAUUACAAUUUCCACCGUUCGCAAUGUUGAUCACAUUGCAUCUCCACUUUUCACCAGAAACCCGGACUCCAUUGUUACCAUCAAGAUCGACGACGUUGAACGUGGCCGGACCAAAGGAUCAAGGAACGAUAGGUGGAACGAAACUUUUGAGAUCGACGUCGAAAAAGGAAAUGAGGUUGCACUUACCGUGUACGACAAGUCUGGUGAUCAGCUGGUGCCCGUUGGUCUUGCAUGGCUUCCCUUGUCAGAUAUCGCAGAAGAAAUACGUAGAAAGAAGGUGACUCAGGAACGUGGGGGUGAGUGGAUGAUAGGUUCUGCUUUGCAACAAGGUCCCAGAAGCCAGCUCAGUUCUUCUGCAUCCAAUACGACAAUGGAAAGCAGAAGUGACCUGCCAGGCCUUCCCUCUGCGUCGGCGAACGGAUCCUCGACAGCAUCAGGAAGCGACACAAACGCUGUGACCUCCACCUGCUGGUUUGAGUUGGAACCUACGGGCCAGAUUUUAAUCACCAUUGGGUUUACCAAGGCAAACGAGCACCGCAAAGGAGAACGGUACGCUUUCGGAGGUGGUUUGGGACGUCAUGGUGCCAUCCGUCAAAGAAAAGAGGAAAUAUACGAGCACCAUGGCCACAAGUUCGUCCAAAAGCAGUUCUACAACAUCAUGUGCUGUGCAGUUUGCGGCGAUUUUCUCAGAUACAGUGGAUUCCAAUGUGAAGACUGCAGGUUUUUGUGUCACAAGAAGUGCUACAAGAACGUCAUUAAUAAGUGCAUUUCCAGAACCAGCACAGAUUCUGCACCGGAAGAAACAAAGCUCAACCACAGAAUUCCUCACAGGUUUGAGCAGGUCACAAACAGAGGCACAAAAUGGUGUUGCCAUUGUGGCUAUAUCCUUCCAUGGGGUAGAAAGAAUAUUAGAAAGUGUUCCGAGUGUGGCAUUUUCUGUCAUGCUACUUGUUCGCACCUGGUUCCUGACUUCUGUGGUAUGUCCAUCGAAAAAGCAAGCCAGAUUUUGUCUGCUAUCAAGUCAACACAGGAAAGCAAAACCACGAAGCCUAAACCACCAGUUCCGACCCAUUCUUCUGCUACCAUAACAACAAUAAGUAGCAAAGCUGCUCCAUCCGUUGGGUCAGAGCAAACUAAGGUGGACCACAUCACAACACCGCAACAUGAGUAUCCAAAUACCGCUGUCACAAAGCAAGCGUAUCAGAAACAACUGCAAACUGGUCCAUAUGAGGGUCGUCAGCUUCCAGAACUUCCAUCACAGAAUAAGCCUGUGCCUCCUACUCCUCAGCAGGGCGGCUCACAACCACAGCCCAAGCCAGCUAUUAAACCAGCUCCACAACAAGCUCCACAACAAGCUGUCCCAACUGUCUCUCAGCAAGUCGCGAAACCUGUUGAGAAAAGGUCACCUACUAAGCAGAGUGGUCCAGCUGCUCACCGUUCCAAGCAACGCCGUCAUCGUCACAGAUACGGUUUGGAUGACUUCAACUUUGUGGCUGUUCUUGGAAAGGGUAACUUUGGUAAGGUGAUGCUGGCCGAAAGUGUACACACGCACAAACUUUGCGCUAUUAAGGUGUUGAAAAAGGACUUCAUUAUACAGAACGACGAGGUAGAAAGCACCAAGUCGGAGAAAAGGGUGUUUAUGAUUGCCAACAGAGGGCGGCAUCCAUUCCUCUUGAAUUUACACCAGUGUUUCCAAACUGAAAAUCGUAUCUACUUCGUUAUGGAGUACAUCACAGGAGGAGAUCUGAUGUGGCACGUUCAACAGAAACGCUUCUCUCUGAGAAGAGCACAGUUUUACGCGGCAGAGGUUCUUCUUGCCUUGAAGUUUUUGCACGAAAACGGCGUUAUUUAUCGAGACCUGAAGCUGGACAACAUAAUGUUGAGCGAGUCGGGUCAUAUCAAGCUGGGAGACUAUGGUUUAUGCAAGGAGAAUAUGUGGUAUGGGAACAAAACGUCCACUUUUUGCGGAACACCUGAGUUGAUGGCACCUGAGAUCUUGAAAGAGCAAGGUUACGAUAAAGCCGUUGACUGGUGGGCCUUUGGGGUUUUACUGUACCAGAUGUUGCUCACCAAGUCUCCAUUCAAGGGCGAAGACGAAGACGAGGUGUUCAAUGCUAUUUUGACCGAUGAACCUUUGUACCCUAUCAACAUGGCCAAGGAAGCCGUCGACAUCUUGCAACGUCUGCUGACACGAGACCCUGCGCAGCGUCUUGGUUCUGGCGAGGCGGAUGCGCUCGAAAUCAUGGCGCACCCAUAUUUCGCAAACAUCAAUUUCGACGAUGUUCUCAAUCUGAGAGUGACUCCACCUUACAUCCCAGAAAUCCGUGACCCACGCAAACCGGAAUGCUUCGAUGAGGAAUUCACCUCGCAGGCAGCAAAGCUGACGCCUGUCAACAGUGUUUUGUCGCCUUCUAUGCAAGAGAUGUUUAGAGGCUUUACUUACGUCAACGAAGAAAAUGCCAUUUAA
This is a messenger RNA of Ogataea haglerorum, 3111 nucleotides long. RefSeq lists its product as uncharacterized. The transcript has a single exon. The coding region runs from base 1 to 3111 and encodes 1036 amino acids. NCBI's taxonomy places the organism in Eukaryota, Fungi, Ascomycota, Pichiomycetes, Pichiales, Pichiaceae. Gene Ontology annotation, biological process: protein phosphorylation; fungal-type cell wall biogenesis; signal transduction. Gene Ontology annotation, molecular function: ATP binding; diacylglycerol-dependent serine/threonine kinase activity. The record is from RefSeq and is a predicted model, not a curated record.